Molecule: messenger RNA, 1477 nt
Organism: Nematolebias whitei (Rio pearlfish)
Lineage: Eukaryota; Metazoa; Chordata; Actinopteri; Cyprinodontiformes; Rivulidae
Gene: abhd18
Product: abhydrolase domain containing 18
Exons: 14
Coding region: 100-1470 (456 amino acids)
Source: RefSeq, a predicted model, not a curated record
GAAGAAGAAGAACCUGACGCGCAUGCGUGGUUGUGGCAAACUGUACGUGACAGACAGCGUCCCCGUCCGUGUGUCCUGUGAGAUGCGAAGAACCGGUCCAUGGGUUUGAGUCGGCUCGAUGUAUUUUACCGAAGACUGCUCCUCACCAAACUCUUUAUUGGGGGAUGGGGGAGGCCUGAAGAUCUCAGAAGGAUUUUUGAGUUCCGUAAGUUCAUUGGGGACAGAGAAAAGUGCAAGUCUCUAGUAUCCGAGGACUAUCCAGUUUACAUUAACAAGACAGAGGAGCUUACUGAUUGUUUCAUCCACGAUGGCUUCUUCUUCUCUCCUCUGGAGCAUCUGGUGCCAGGAAUCUUGCCACAAGAGGCGGUCAAAGCCAGGUUCCAAUUCAUCGUUCCUAAGAAGUGGCAGAAAAACAGACCAGUAUGCAUCCAUUUAGCUGGAACAGGAGACCAUUUCUUCUGGCGUCGUCGGACCCUCAUGGCCAGGCCCAUGAUCAAAGAGGCAGGAAUGGGUUCACUGCUUCUGGAGAAUCCCUAUUAUGGCUAUCGGAAACCCAAAGACCAGCUGAGGUCUUGUCUGAAGAACGUGUCAGACUUGUUUGUGAUGGGCGGAGCUUUGAUUUUGGAGUCGACGGCUCUUCUUCGAUGGCUGGAGAGAGAAGGCUACUGGCCCCUAGGAAUGACUGGCAUCUCCAUGGGAGGAUAUAUGGCAUCACUGGCAGUAACCAACUGGCCAAAACCCAUCCCUCUGAUUCCUUGUUUGUCCUGGUCCACUGCCUCCAGUGUGUUCACCACGGGUGUGCUAAGUAAAGCAGUGAACUGGACCGAGCUGGAGAAGCAAUAUGCCAUUAAUUCAGUGUAUGAAGAGGAGAUCAUAAACUUGCUGGAGUACUGUGGGGCUGAUUCUUUUAAGAUGGGAGCUGAACAAUGGAAGGGAGCCGACACUUUAGAUGAUCUGCUUGGAUUGUCUGGAGACCUCAGGCAGUCGGUGGGCCAACAUGUAGAAGCAGGAAGGCCAGCAAAACCUGCUGAAGCUCCUGAAGGGGGAAGGAAUGAAGACAGAGGAGUAUCACCAUCCAUCAGCAGGGAAACAAACAAAGAUCUUCUGUCAAGAACUUUAGGUGCUCACAGCACGAGGCACAGGACGAAGUCAAAUUUAACCAAAUGUUGUCGGCCGUCUCUACACAGCGAGUCAAUCAGCUUCAUGAAGGGCGUGAUGGAUGAAUGCACGCACAUGGCCAACUUCUCUGUACCUGUGGACACCAACCUCAUCAUCGUGGUCCAGGCCAAAGAGGAUGCCUACGUUCCUCGAACAGGGGUCCUCAGUCUGCAAGAGAUCUGGCCAGGAUGUGAAGUUCGCUUUUUGAAUGGAGGACAUAUCAGUGCUUACUUGUUCAAGCAAAAUGUUUUCAGACAGGCCAUAUAUGAUGCAUUUAACAGAUUUUACCUGAAGUAUCCAGACCUGCAGUAAAGAUGGG